AGAGGCCUGUUGGUCCACGGUCGCCCAUAUCAUUUUGGCCAAUCAGAACACUGAUCUUGAAUCAGGGGAGAGGAUAGGCUAUAGUAAGUGGUGGUGAUCUCCCUUUCUGAUUUGAACUUGUUUAACAAGGGUUUUCAGAGAGUCCAGAGAAUUUUAUUCUCGACAGUAUUUUAUACUGACCAAAGCUUACAUACUAUAAAACAGCUGUUGUUGACCAGAGACUACGUUGCCGUGUAAGAGAACCGCGUUGCGUGACAUUUAAUCGUUUGAAAGUGCUCGUUUAGAAUUUGUAAUUUGAUUUCGCGACGUUACCUAUUUAAAAUAUGAACAUUGUAAAACUUGUUUGGAAAAUCCAGGUUCGGAUCGUAUUUGAGUUCGGGCGUUUGUUUGUUGUCGUGUUGUAUUUUGAGUUUUUAAACUUCCCCAGGGUUCGUGGAACGAUGUCCUUUGUCGGGAAGCCUUUUGUUUUUUCUGUUUCAGGUGAAGAACAUGUCUGGUGCAGCAGCGAUGUCCGUGUUCUUAUUGCCGGGGAUUCCAAUGUCCAUCGUUUGAAGUCUGCGUGUCCUCCAAAUACAAGGAUUUACUUUCUUCCCGUCUCUGGUGCAAAGUAUGUGUCUGACCGGAAGGGCCUUAGAAAGCUGCUGCAUCAAGAGCUGAUGUCAGGUUGUUACGACAUAUUGUACCUGCAUCUUGGCUCUAACGAUAUUUGCUGCAAGGAUAGCGAUUUCUACCGAAACGCAAGAAGAUGGAAGUCAAGACUGGUAAGGUUAAAAGGGAGAAACCUACCAUGACGAAAAAGAAGAACAAACAGGUCCCUUGCUACAAUUGCCCAAACUGCAGGGUGUGCUGUUCAUCUGAAGAUGCCCUGCUCGACCAUUUUAUAAGGAAGCAUUCAUCGUGGAAAGUUGAUAGGCCUGACACACUUUACAAUCAGGAAGAUGAAAUCAACGUGCCAUCCAACAUCCAUUGCCACCGAGACACUGAAGAGACGCCCCAACAAGAUGACAACGCCGCAAAUGAAGAUCAAGUCAAUGUGCCAUCCCACUUCUUUUUCCAACGAGACACUGAUGAGACGCCCCAACAAGAUGUAGACACUUCACAGCUUCUUCUUAUUCUUUCAAAUGACGUUGAAUUUAACCCUGGACCGACUUUCAGUUGCAAGUGGACAUCAUGCUUCAAGAAAUUUAUUAAUUAUGGUGAACUUAGUGCCCAUAUAGUAUGUCACAUAGAGGGAACAAAUAGAUGCCAAUGGGAAGACUACCAUGAAUGUUUUUCAGCCGUAAGAAGAUUUUAGCUGCAUCUUUUGAGACAUUUGUAUGAUCGAGAUAUUCAAAACAAUCGAUGAAUGGAAAAACACGCUACCUGAUGGGAAGACCAAUGAACAGACAACAGAUCUGAAUAUGUGUCCGCUUCAUCUGAGGUCCAAACUGAUGCUGCUCUUAUUUGAUGAAGAUUUCUCCAUUCCAACGGGUUAUUACACAAUAGAGGAACACUACAAAUACCUGGAAUUGCUAAGUAUACGUCUUCCUUCCGAUUAUGCAAAGAUUAAAAAUAACUUCUUACUUAAAGGGGCCUUUUCACAGAUUUUGGCAUUUUUUUAACUUAUUCAUUAAAUGCUUUAUAUUGAUAAAUGUAAACAUUGGCUCGUAAAAGCUCCAGUAAAAAAUCAAGAAAAAAAAAUAAAAAAGGAAAAGAACAUUGCCCGGAGCAGAUUUCGAACCAGUGACCCCUGGAGUCCUGCCAGAGUCCUGAAGUAAAAACGCUCUUGCCUACUGAGCUAUUCCGCCGAGUACACAUUUAUGACGUAUUUUACACCUUAUAUAAGCAAUCUUUGUAGUUUCACAAAAUUUAACGACAAAAACAGAACUAUCCAAAUUAUUCAAUCGUUUCGCGUUGCAACGCUUUAUAAUUUUUAGGUUUUAAAAUCAUCAAAAGAUGCAUAUAAUGGCUGUAUUAGAGCAUGGUUAAUGUUCAGUAUUACUGUUUCCUCACAAAUAUCAUAACUAAAACGAAAACUUACGAAUCUGAAACAACUUUUUUCAAUUUUGUCAAUUUACCCAAGCGUGAAAAGAUCCCUUUAAAAGAAAAUAUUUAGGUGAAAACUGGGAAAAUUAUGUGGGAAAGUGUCCAACUGUACAGUUUAAUACUGCUGCUGACUAUAGUCCUACUCCUAAAGAUAUAUAUACUGUAGCUAGUUAUAAUGAAAAUAAUGUGUUUGUCUCUACAUCUAGACCAGAGUUGUGCAAAUUGCCAAUACAUACUUCUCAGGAACAACUUUAAACAAAGGAAUGCGGAAAAGAAGAAAAUCAAAUGAGAAUGUUCAAUUUAAUGUUGACAAUAAAUUGUGGUCAGAUAUAUUGAUUAAAAAUUUAACAAACUGUUCAAACGCUUUAAAAUUGCAAAAUCUUGUAUUACAAACUUUAGCAGAAAAGGGUUUUGAUACAUCAAAGAAGCAAUAUUUUUUUAAAUUAGAACAAGAAGCUAGUAGAUUAUCUGCACAUAACAACUGUACAACUGGAACCUUUGUAUGUUCAGUUUUUAAAAAUAAAAUUGAAGACAAUGAAUUUUAUUAUGUAAGGUAUGUUGAAUCUCGAGUUUACAGUGAAUUCAUGGAACAGAAGUACUUAUAUUUCCUUAAGGAGCAUUUAAAUGUUGCAGAUGAUAAUGUUUUGUUGCAUCAAGUUAUUACAUUGGAAGAUAUAAAUCAAAUGAAAAUCGAUGAAAAUAAACAUAAUAUAAAAAGGAAUCGCCCAGAUAAAAUAUUUAGUCAUUGUGUUGAUAAAAUUUGUCCAUCAUAUGCAAAUGAACUGAAUGACAAUGAAAAUUGUGAUAGUGUUCAACUACUGUCUUACGUAGUACUUUUUUCGCCAUUCAAAUCAAAAGCAUCUGUAGACAAGCCUGAAAAGAUGUUUUUUAAAAUGAAACCGAAGGAUUUGCAUGAAAGUUUACUGAAACUAGUUUAUGACUUUAAAAUAAAUCAAUUUGUGACCAAAAGUCGUUGUUCAAAAGAUAUAAUAACAGUACCAGCAGUUGUGAAUGGUACUCUCCUACAUCAGUCAUUUGUUUUGAAUUGCUUGUCUGGAAACAUCAAAGCAAAGCCAGAUUUAUUUGUUAAAUCAGCACGCUAUGAAUCUAAUUUUGUUGAAUCAGGCAACGUUUCUUUGGGUACAUCAUUAAGAAACAAAACGAUUCAGCUCUUUUUGAAAAAGGAUUAUGUUAACUUAUUUUCCAUUUAUAAGAAGUAUUUUCCAGAGUUAAAUGAAUGCACUGUUGAAACGUCAGAACCAGUUUUGAAAAAAAGAAAGACCAUAAAGCAUUCAAAGCCAAUAAAAAUUUGUAGAUCAGAAUUAGAGAAAAGAGUUGGCAUCUCUAAUGAAGACACUGAAACGGAUAUUUCUGAGCAUUUCGGAAACCUGUCAAUAUUUAAAAACUACUGUUGUUCCCUUCUAGAUCAUGGCACUUUAGUUAUACAAAUGCAUGAAGACAGUGGCAAUCUAGUUUGUUGCCUUAAUGAUUACUGCGAAAUGGAUGGUUCAUUUAAAGCAAAUGAUUUUAUUUUCACUACAAGGUUUUGUCAAGAAACUGGUGAAUAUCUUGACUGCACAUGCAAAAUAUACAAAACUCUGCUUAAUGUGAAGGAAUUUAACAUUAGGAACGAAGAAUUUCUAGUUUUAGACUCUUCAGGAGAUAACUGUGUAACUUGCAUGCAUUGUAAGUUUGUUAAAUUGCAUAUUUUACCUUGUUUAGCACCGGGCCAUGUACAGUGUCCAGAAUCAUUGUCAAGAAUCCAACACUUUGUGCAAAAGGCUUUGUGUUUUAACAAUCAGGAAAUAGUUGAAAUAUCUAGAAAACCAGAAAUUAGAAAAUAUUAUGUUCUUAUAGAAGGUGACGAGUAUCCAGCUUUUGUUCAUUUUAGAAUGAACAAAAGGCUUGGUAAAUGCACUGUGUCAUGCACUGUAGAUGCCGUUCUCAAAAGAGUUAUAAGAGAAAUAUAAGUACUUUACUGAAUUCGAAGGUUUGUAGGCACUUACACUUAUUUAAAUCAUAUACUCACAUGUGGGAAGAUUUAAUUCAUACAAAUAUUGAUAACAAUGAUGAUGAAGAACAGCAGUUAUUUGAUGACAAUAAUGAUGAUGAAAUGCCUGUUUCGGUUUCAUUAAGUACUGCUGCAUACAAUAACUUCAAUGAGGAAUCUGGACUUUGGAAUUUUAAGUGUAGAAGUAAACAUUCUCCCAGACUUAAAGACAAUAAUGAGUUAAGGAAAAAUAUCAUAAAACGUGAUCAGUGGAAUGAUUCUAACCUUGUUCGAUGUUCAGAUGGCUGCCUUAAAGGACCUGUAAUAUUUCCAGAUAUUCCAGACAAUACUUGUCCCUGUGGAAGCGGUUGGCUCAAGCGAGAAGAUGACGAUAAUUACAGCGAAAAUGGACUGACCAUACACGAAAGACAAAGGACAUUAACUAUUUACACAAAUUUUGCACCUGUAAAAUGUGACAUUCAUAUACGUGAAUGCUAUAAUUCAAUUAGUAAGCCAUGCAGAAUUCUUUGGGAUGAAGGGGAAUUAGAUUGUAUACAUGUAUUAAGUAGGGAUACAGCAGCAGGAGAUGAAAUAGGGUGGGAAUUUGUAUCUAUGGUUAUGAAUUCUAGUUGCACUUUUUCCUUUUACUGCCAGUUUAAAAAUGAGAUGUAUAAAACUCGCCACAAUAAGGCUAGUUUUAUGGAUCAGUUUUUUUUAUAUUUUGGUUCAGUUGGGCUUCAAACAUGAAAAUAGAUUUCCGUAUACCCUGUGGUGUAUGUGGUUAUGGUCCUUAGAGAUUGUGCUGUGAUGGUACAAAAGUAGGGGUUGGAUUUCGGAAUUCAAAUUAUGAGGAAAUUACAGAAACAAACCAGGCUUUGGGCAUUAAUAAUACGCUGCAUCGUAGAAUGGAUAGAUGUUUUUUGAAAAAUUUGAAUGGAAUUUACAAACAAGAAAUGAUUAACCUUCGAACUACUUUAGAUUACAUUGCUAGGAAAGAACUGAAUGAAAUUAAAGAGAAUGAAAUUAUUCCAGAGAGGGAUUUAUUGGACCGUAUCGAGUUGUUAAAACAAGCACUGCCCUCUGAAGUUUUGGGUUCCUUCGAAAGAUUUUAUCAAAUGAGUGAAAAUGAACGAGUUGCUUAUUCAAAUGUUUUAAAAAUGCUAGCAACAACUGCGUCCAUUACAAGCCUUGUACCCCCUGCAUGUUGUAACAAAAUUCAACUAUUAUUAAAUAGCCCCAAUAUUGAAAAUGAUCGAUUUAAUAGUAUUGUUAAUGAAACUCGUUCGUUUGCACCUGAACUAAGAGAUUUAAUUUGCGAGUCUUUAAUAAGUAACAAUGAAAUAUUGCAUGAUGACAUUAGAUUAUUUUUGCAAUAUCUAAUUAAUGAAUCAAUGUCAUUGCAAGUUACUGAACCAGAACCACCUGUACCUCAACUGGGCACAUACAAUCCUGAAAAGUUUGGAAGGGCCUAUUAUUUUAAUGAAUCUGGGUUAAAGUUAAGAAGUGUAAGAAAGUUUUCCAUUGACAAUGAUAGCUGUGUUAAAAGAAAUAUAGACCAUGACGAUACGACUUUAGAAUUUGAAAAAUGUCAACAGCUUUAUUCUAAAGUUCAAACUUCUGCUCGAGGAACAUCAACAUUAUUUCUUUGGUUCUGUGCAGACCAUGGACAUUGCUAUGGUUUUCACAUGACUGGGGCAGAAGGAAGAAAAGAUCCCGCAUUAUCAGUCUAUAGCUAUUUAGAAACCCCUCCACAAGACGUGUUUUAUGACUUUGCAUGUAAUUUACAAGAAUAUUGCCUAAACAGAGAAAGUGGAUACUAUAAAAAUGUACGUUUUUUUUCAUGACAUUUUCCAUGGCUACUCCCACAAAUGUUCUAGUGCUUUUACAGCUAGCAGACUUCAAGGCUUUGAAUCUGUUAAUUCUGAAAUAUGUGAACAAUUCAACAGCUUUAUACAGUGGAUUAAAAGGUCGGCCCGUCAGAUGUCACAGUCACACUUUUGCUUUUACCUACCAUUCUUUUUAAAUGAAUGGAAUAAGAAGAAAAAGUUAUCAUAUGAAAAAAAGAUAAGAAUUGCAUUAGCUGGGUUGGUUUAAUGUGAUACUUAAAUGAUCUAUAAUUUUAAGUUCAUCUGAACUUUGAAUACUUACUUUUGCAUCUUUUGAUGCUUUUUUUCUAUUUAAAGACUGAGCGAGUAAACACAUACUAUGUAUUAUUAUGCAAUAAUUGUUUUGUGUUUAUAUCUCAACUGAGCAUAAAGUGCUCAGGGUGAGCUAUUGUUAAUGGUCUUGGUCCGUCAUUGGUCAACAUUUUUUACUUAAACAACAUCUAACCUCUGUGCCAAUCUUAAUGGAACAUGGCACGAGUUUUCUUGCAUGAACCUCUUUCAAAGUUGUUAAAUGAAAUGCAUUCCAUGCAUAAAUCUGGUUGCGAUUGCAACCAAAAGGAAAGUUUAUUUUUUGGCAUAAAACAUCGUCUGGUUGACCUCCUCCGUGAAUUUCAAAAUAUGCUAUACCCAACUCACAGGCAAAUUUGUCCUUAUUUGCUCAUAGUGAACACUUCUUUUAAAUGGCCAGGAAGAGAGUUCAAGUUUAUAGACAAAAGCAACAGUCAGAUGAGCGAUAUAGUGUCAUCAUAGCACCUUUAUAGCUGAAUCAUUUAUGAAAAAUUGUCAAUGAUAUAUUCUGUGACUUGUAUGAUUUGCAAUAUUCAUUUCGCUGUCUUCAUGCACCUUACAAAAGCCAUUUUAUUAUCAGUGUUCCUGAUUCUGUCGUAGAAAUUUAUUCUUGAAAUUCGUUGUUUUUCAUAUUUUUCCUGAUUGUUAUGCUCCCCGAAAUAAAAUUUUGACGGAGCAUAUAGUUGCCAGUUUGUCCUUCCUUACUAGUUUCCCAUAGCACCUUCAAUUCUUUACCGAUCUCUUUCAUAUUUGGCAUGUAGGUACCUUCCAUGGACCUUUACCUUUUGAUGAGGUCACUGGGGUCAAUGUCACCAAGGCUAAUAAUAGAUUUUUCCGUCACACUUUUGUCACAGUUUCUUAUAGCGCCUUCAAUACUUAACCGAUCUCUUUCAUAUUUGGCAUGUACGUACCUUGCAUGGACCUCUACCUUUUGAUGCGGUUUGAGGUCACUGGGGUCAAUGUCACCGAGGCUAAUAAUAGAUUUUUUAGGUGAUUAUUAACACAUAGAUUGACAUAGCGCAUCAUCGGGGAGCAUCCAUCAGUUUCACUGAUAUUCUUGUUGUAGGUUAUAUACGUGAUCAUAGAUACUGUAAAUUUUGUCUUAUGCGACAUGUUUAUAAUGUAGAAGAUGAGUACCCUGUGUUUAUGCAGUGCCCAUUGUAUAACACAGAUAUGAUUUGUUUUUUCCGCAGUGGUUGAAUGAAAUGGAAACUGUUUCGUUUGUUCUAUAUGUUAAUGGCCGAUGAAAAUGACAAGCACAUAUUUUUGAUUGCAAAAUGUGUGUAUGUGCAUGCUAAUAUAUAACAACUACGUAAUUAUCAUGCAAAUUAGCCGUCAUUUUAAUACUGCAUUCUUGUAUUGCAUUUUUUAUUUAUAUCUGAUAAAAAAUACUGAUUCUUAGGUUACUUUAUAAGUAUGUUACUAUUUUGCAUGCUUACAUGUUAUAGGUAUUUAAUUAUUAGGUAAUCCAUGUUUUGGUGGUCUUAUAAUGUAUAGCAGUAUUUGUUCUACGAAAGUGCAUGCGUGUGUUGCAUCAUAUGACUUUGUAUUCUUUAACUAUUCAGGUUAUUUUAUAUAAUUAUGAAAUUAAACUGUAUGUAUUAUGGCCCUGUGGCCUGACUGCAAAUAAAUAUUCGUAUUUGUAUACAGUUUUUGUAAUGUGAUGUAUGGUUGUAUCGUGUUGUUUCACUUUUUGAUCAAUAUAACUAUU
Molecule: messenger RNA, 7900 nt
Organism: Dreissena polymorpha
Lineage: Eukaryota; Metazoa; Mollusca; Bivalvia; Myida; Dreissenidae
Exons: 8
Coding region: 2289-3995 (568 amino acids)
Source: RefSeq, a predicted model, not a curated record